AGACUAAGUUCAGUGUGUAUCAUUUUUCCUGUCGAGACGCACACACCGAACGAGAUAUAGAGAAUUAAUAAGCACACAGAAUUUUCAUCAACCUUUCAAAUUGUUCGAACCAAAUAAUAAUAAUUAAUUUCUCAAAUUUUCGUAUCUUAUCGCGAUAUUUUUCUUGCUCGAAUCGACUUUUGUUCUUUUUUUUCCGAUACCGAAUCUAAUAACUCAGUGGACAAUGUGACUCUUACUCCAAGCAGACUGCAACCGAAACAUGUGAAAACGGACAACCAAUUUGAGGCGAUAGUACAAUUUUGAUAGGAAGAAUCAAGCAAAAGCGAUCCAUACAAUAUUUUCAAAAUAUAUAUUUAUUUCUAGCUUAAUUUUGGUAUGUUGAGUGACUUUGAUUUGUUUACACAAAUCUGAUAAUAGUUUUAAACAUUUGUAGCAUUGUGAUCAGUUUUAAAGAGUUAUUAAAUCCAAAUCGAAUCGAAUAGAAAAUAUAUAAAUCAAUUUGAAUUUCGAACUAAUUUCGGAGCAAUUGUUGCUUUCUCGCGUUAUAUAGCGCGCGCGUGUGUGCGUGUGUGCGUUUGUGCGGUAGUGCGUCGUAAUAUCGCAUUUUUGAUCGAUUUGAUGGUAUUCAUCAUUGAUCGAAAACGGCAAAGUGAUCGUAGUGAUUAACGCAAGUCAACGACUUUUGUCAAGAUAGAUCGACACAUCUGACAAAGUAGCAGUUUGGAACACACCAUACGAUAUAUAUGACUCACACUGAACGAUGGAUAAUGACACGAUCCGAUUUUUGGACGAUACCAUAACUGUGCUACGACAUGUUCCGGGCGAAAGUGCUGUUUUAAUAGUGAAAUAUGAGCAACCACCCAGUCAUUGUCUGCCGCUUGAAUUUACAUGGAAUCGAGAUGAUUUACCAAUCGAAAAAUCGGAGCGCUAUCGCAUUGCCCAGAGUAAAAAUGCUGUCCAAUUAGCCUUAGAUCACGUACAACGUGAAGAUACUGGACAUUAUACUUUAUUUGCAAAAACAAAAGCGGGCAAAAUUUCACGAAAAGAUAUUGAACUAGUGAUUGAAGAUAGAUCGAGUGGCGAUGAUCCACCCACAUUUGUUCGAAGAUUAACCGAUUUAUCUGUCAAAGUGGGAACACGUACGCGGCUCUUGGUGGAAAUUCGUAGCUCAUCACAAGUUAAGGUGACAUGGUUCCGUAACGAUAGACGAGUUUGUGAAAACAAUCAUAUUCGUUGCGUAAACGAAGGCAAUUUUUACUGUGUUGAAUUGACGCCGGUUAGUUUGGACGAUGUCGGUCGGUGGAUGUGUAUGGUGGAGAAUGCUAGCGGACGAAAUUCGUGUUUGGCUGUUCUCAAUGUCCUGGUGCCAAAAGCGUAUAAAACACCGGAAUUUGUGGAACAUUUACGCGCUCUACUCACCGAACAAGGAACCGUUUCGUUGGAAUGCAAAGUGAUUGGUGUGCCGACGCCGUUUUUACGCUGGUUCAAAGAUUCGAAGGAAAUCAAGGCUGGUGAUGUUUUCGCUCUAACGGCAAAUCCAGAUGAUCCAACGUCACUUGGAACGUACACGUGUGAAGCUGUCAAUUGUAUGGGCCGCACGUAUUCCAGUUCAAAAGUGCAUGUUGUUGGCAAAGGAAGUCGUGAAGGUUCACUCAAACCAGCUGACAGCAUGAUUCACCAUGGAACGCCACCCAUCUUCACAGAUGAACUGAAGAAUUUAAAAAUAAAACUUGGCGAUGCAUUCACGUUAGGAUGUCAAGUGGUUGUGCCACCUUGGCCCAAAUCCGUUGUAUGGUACAAUAAGGAAGGUCGGGUGGAUGCUAGCGAAAAUGCUCGUAUCGUUGAGGAUGGCUUGGGAAUGUAUAUGAUCGAGAUAAAAGAAUCGAACAGUGGCGAUGAGGGCGAAUGGAAAUGCGUUGUAACCAGUAUUGAGGGAAGUGUCGGCAUUUCGACGUGCACCAUUGAAAUGGAUAUUCCGAAAAACUAUCGAAAACCCAGAUUCAUGGAAAAUUUAAAAGCUGUGCUCACCGAUGAAGGUUUAGUAUCUUUUGAAUGCAAGGUAGUCGGCUUCCCAACGCCAAUGCUCAAAUGGUUUAAGGAUGGUCAAGAAUUGAAGCCGGGAGAUGUGUACCAACUCACCGGGACAAAUUCGCUAGGAACAUAUUGUUGUCUGGCUAAAAACUGCAUGGGCGAAACCAGUAGCACAGCUAUACUCACCGUUGAAGACAUUCAGGAUAGAUUGAAUGAUGAGGAACGGCUCGUGUACAGCCAGAAAUUGAAUCAACCGCCCAAAUUUAUUCAAGGUCUUAAAAGUCAAGAAGCAAAAAUCAACGAAGAUUUUCGAUUUUUCAUCGAAGUUUCUGCACAACCCGAGCCAAAACUUUCGUGGUACCGUGAUGAGUUACCAAUUGAAGAUUCCGAACGCUACGUGAUUUUACGUGAAACCGCUGCCAAUUGCCAAUUAUUGAUUCGAAAAAUUGAAUUUGUUGACCAAGCUGAAUGGAAGUGUGUUGCGACCAAUGAUUACGGAACAAGUGUCACAUCGUGCUUCCUCAAGUUGCAGAUUCCACGGCAUUACAAAAAGCCAAAAUUCCUUGAAUGUCUUCGUGCCAUUCUAACGGCAGAAGGUGCAGUGAAUCUUGAAUGCAAGGUGAUUGGCGUUCCGCAACCCGUAUUAAAGUGGUACAAAGACGGAAUUGAGUUACGUGCCGGAGACAUUCAUCGAAUAAUAUCGGGCCAGGAUGGUACUUGUUGUUUAGGUACUUACACAUGCGAAGCGAAAAAUUGCAUGGGGAUUGUGGCUAGUUCAGCUUCAAUUUUGGGCUUUGAUAACGCUGUCAAGUCGAAUACGAAUGCAAACCAAGAGCUACAACGAAACCAUUCGCUAUCCACAAUAAACGAAGAACGUUCAUCUCAACUGUACGAAACGCCAGCUUCUGGCGGUGACAUCACACAGAAAUCAGAUGUUUCAUUCAGUUUCGAUGGCAAAGAAGUCAGCGUGUCUCUGUAUGAGACUCCGGAUUUGACUGAAGAGGAGGCGUUGCAAAUCGUCGAAAUGUACGCCGAUCAAAUUUCCGAACAUGUAACUGAACACAAUGUCGUUGAAUUGCCGCCACUUCGUUUCGUGAAGGAAACAUCACAGUCGGGAAAUCUGCUUAUGGAAGCGGUCAUCAUCGAUGUAGCAUCUGAAUAUUUCCUAAACGAAGAGGACAUGCGAACCGAAGCUGAUCUUGACAACGUCUCAAUAAACGACGAAGUCAGCCUUCACGGUCUCACAACCGUCGAAGAGAAAAGCAAUCGAGAUGAAUCAAUCAUAAGUGGAGAUGUGGACGACUACUUCAGCUUAUCGAGAGCCACGAAAAUGAGCGAGGAUGACGAUGAUGACAAUACGGAAGAUUUACUGAGCGCAAGAGGUUCGGACAAGCAUCAAUCGAUGGUUCAAGAUGCUGAAGAGUUUGUGAGCUUAGAGCAUUCGGCAAGGAGUGGUAGUCGAAAGCGAAAAGUGUCAUCAUCGCAAACCGAUGAUCCGUCCAAAAAACAUAUCAUUGAACAGCAAGAUGUUGAACAAAAUCUCAAUGCAGUCGUACCGUUAGCGAAAUUAAUUUCCAUUCUCGAAAGAAGUUUAAAUACGAUUAAAGAAGAGGUUUUUGCCCAAUCAGCACUCAUGAUGUCACCCGCUUCAGCCGACGGUAGCGUAACAAUAGUUCGAAAUAUUUUAGAGCCAAUCAGUCGUAUGCGACAGAAAUUAAACGAAUACAAUGGCCAAACAUCAUUGGAAUUAAUGUUUACUGAAGUUGGAAAUGAUUUUGAAAAGCUACAUCAAGCACUGACGGUUGUAGAGAAAUGUGUAUCGAUGGAUGAGGUUGGCCAUACAAUGAUUCAACGAACUAGCGUAUGUGUAGUCGAUAGCGUUGGUGAGGAAUUGGUACAACUGUUUGAUGCCAUCGAAAAAAUUGCCGACAAUAAGAGCCAAUCGAGUAUUCAAACGGAAAUAAAAAUACUGAUGAACGAUUUGCGCAUGGGAAUUCGAAUUACACAAGACACGAUUAAGGCUCACGCAUUGCUGCAAGAAGCGAGUGCGAUUGAAGUUGCUCAACAUAUCACAGACACUAUGGAACGUGUACAAAAUAUACCCGAACCACUUCCAUUUGAAUCAUUGUCAUUGUCAACUAAUCAAUUGCCACCGGAAGCGCAUAAUUUUAAAAAUGUUUGCCGAUCCAUUGUGAAAAUUCAAGAAAUUUUGGAUUCAUCUGAUGAAAAUAGCGCACCAGAGUUAGUUCUACGCACUUUAAUGCAACCGAUCAGUGCACUCGAGCAUGAAAUUCAAUCGAUUGAACAAGUUCUGAAUGCUGAGCAAAGUGGCGUAGACGAAACACUUGGUGAAAAGAUUAAUAUUGUUCUAUGGGACGUAGUUACACCACCCAUGUAUGAACUGUUCAAAUCGCUAGAGAUACUUGAAAGCCAAUCACCAACACGAGCAAGUGAGGUAUGCGAUGCCAUUUUACCACCGUUGCAGGAAAUUCAAAAUGGCUUGGCACGGAUUGGUCAAGACAUUGAAAAUGGAACUUUGGGACGACACUCACCACCUAUGGAAAACACCGACACAAAACGUAUAAUCGAUAGUGUGAAUCAAGGACUCAUUUAUAUGGGCAGCAACAUUGAAGCGCAACCACUCAGUGACAGUGUACGAAAUUCAUUCAUCGCGUUACGUGAUCAAUUGAAUAGUUUGAUUAAAAGCACAGCUGAGAUUGAUGAGAAUAGCUGCUUGACAAUUCUAGGAUCUAUAAAAAAGCCCAUUGACGAUUUAAAUUAUUGCUUCCGUCAAAUGGAAGAACGUUCAACUUCGCAAUCAACUCAAGAGAUAUUGGAUCCAUUGAGUGGUCUCAAGGACAGCGUUCGACGAUGUGGAGAAAAAAUCGCACUCAAUAAGGGCACACUAAAGUGUCAAACCAUUCUCAGUGAAUUGGAACGUUUAAUUGAAUCAACUGAACAGAAUAUCAUUUUGGUUCCAUGGUUGCGCGUCGCCAUGGAAGUUGAAUUGUCUGAAAGUUCAAGUUCACAAAACCAAAUUGUCUCAAUGAAGUCGGUGCAAGAAGAAAGAAUCAAACAGAUUGUGGAGACAAUCGUAGAUGUGAACCGUUACAUUGCAAGUUUACAAGAGCAUACACAACAUGUAGACGCGAUGGACUUGGAUACACCACAUUUAUCAAUGAUUUCUGAACCAUUACGGAAAAUACAACAAAAUUUAUUAGAAUUACAAGAAACAACACAUGAUGGAGUGAUUGAUGUUUCACAGGACAAAGUUAGCCAAAUUAAAUUGCUUGAAAAGUUGGUCAAACCAUUGGAAAAUAUGCGUGAAUCCAUAAAAACAAUCGAAGAAAAUACUGACAAUCCGCAGAUAUCAAUCGCAAGUCAAGACAUUUUGUCAGACUUUGACGUGUUGGCAAAACCAUUGAAAGAUAUGCACGAGUGCAUCGCAGUGAUGCAGCAUGAAUCGAAUUUGGCUGAAAGUGCUGGGUCAUUUGGUGCAGAGGUUCAGCCAGAAAGUGCAAAAUUCGCCAAACCCAUCGUUGAAUUGAAGAAAAAUGUCGCAAUUGUUCUGCAACACAUUAUCGAUGCACAAGAAGAUUUGUCAACCAUGGAUGAUAUUUCGAUGAUGAAAUCUGUGGCUGAACAAUUACCACACGACGAUAGUUUAAAGUUCACACCAAAUGUGAACCAGGUCGAUAUUCAAUUGCCAAAAGAGUUACAAUUGUUCGAAUUUAUGGCAUUAGAAAGAAAAAUACGUGAAUACCAACAAGAAAUGAUGCAUAAGCCACAGUCCACAAUGUUACGUCAGUUGAACUCCGUAUUAAAUGAGACAUUAUCAAAGAUCAAUGAAUUUGAUGUGCAAAAUCUCUCCAAAAUGGCCAUGAAUCAGCUGACAAAACCGUUGCAAAAACUUCAUGUCACAAUUGUGAAAGCAAAACAAAAUGAACCAUGUGCCGCCAUUGAAAAACUACAAAAGGCCGUUUCACAAGUGCAAAAAUGUAUUUUCGAUCAAAUUGGAUUCAAUGUAUUGGAUAAACAUGGAAUUACAGCCGUUCAAUUCGCUGAAUUGCAUCGUUGCGUUGUUACUAUUCCGGAACCGUUGCCCAAUUUGGCAGUCAAUUUGGAAACUUUGGUUACCAUUGAUGAUGUUUCAAUUCUCCAGUCUAUUCAAGAGCCGAUAAGAGAGCUAAAGCAAAUCAUUGACACAAAUCCAGAAGGCUUCACUGAUGCAGAUCAAAUCAAUGAAGAUAAUCUAUCUACAUUGAAAUCGGCAGCAAAACCGCUUCUGAAUCUAAAAAGACAAGCACAAUCGUUGGACGAAAGCACGCUACAGCGAUUACAUGCGAUUUCAUUUUCGAAAGAAGAAAACUCUGACUCAAUGCCAAUGCUACCAGUUAUUGACUUGAUCGUUUGUAUGGAAAGUAUUGAAUUGCAAACCAUCGAGCAGUUUGCACGAUCGGUUGCUCCUGAAAUAGUACCACCGGUCGUUGUGAAUGUUGAAGAAUUGAAGCGAUGCGUAUCGAAUACCCAACGUGAAGACACUGUAAAAGCUUUGGAUGAAAUAUCAACUGCAACAGGAUUACAGGGACUAAAAACGAUCGCAGCUUCAUUGCAUGAAUUACAGCAUUGCAUCGAAAGCACCCAAGACGUACAAAGUGAAUCAUCGUUAAGCGAAAUCGAAUGUUUAUCCCAGCUGAGAGAUGUUGCCAAACCACUACUUGAAAUAAAAGAUUUCGUUGCAACAACCGAAGGCCAAAUGGCAAUUCAAAUGAGCACCGAUAUAUCCGGCACAGACGACCUGAAAACCAAAGCGCAGCCACUUUUGGAACUAUUGACUUGCAUCGAUCAAAUCAACGAAACGGUUUUCGAACAUUUAGCCGAAUUGUCAAACCAAGAAGAUAUUACUACACUGCAAAUCACAGCAGGUGGUCAGAAACGAACUGCAAACGUAGUUCUUCUGCCUGAAUUCGAACGAUGCGUCCGCAAUGUACAAGAGCAUGGUACAGUCGAAGUUUUAGACGAACUUUCGACAAUGAGUAAUUUAUCGGAAUUGAAAACGGUUGCACAGCCAUUGCGUGAACUUCAACACUCAUUGCAAGUACACACAGCUCAGCCACUGGAAAUGGAACACAGCUAUGGUUAUGUUGAAAAUGCUGCAUUCAUGGCUGAAAUUGCAAAACCGAUUAUCGAACUGCGCGAGUAUGCCACCAGUUUGAAAGGGCAACAAGAACUAGUUCAGUUGACUAUGGAUCUAUCAGAGAUCGAUAAUGAAGAUCUAAAGACCCAUGCUCAGCCAUUGCUCGAUCUACUUGAAUGUGUACAGAAAGUUGAUGUUGAGACUUUUGAGCAUGCAGCUGAUAUGAGCACACAACAGAAUAUCACUGAAUUGGAAGUCACCAAUGACGGUAACAGGAAGCGUUGUGCAAAUAUAGAAUUGAUACCACAACUUGUGCAUGCAAUUGCAGAAACUCAACAGCUAGAUACCAUUCAGGCUAUCGAAGAGUUUGAUAGGAAAGCGUGUGACCUUCGUAGAGUAGCGAAACCAUUACGUGAAAUACAACACUACAUUGAAAUCAAUCAAUUGCAUUCAUUGCAAGUGGCCAACAACUUGAAAAUGGAAGAUAUUGGUUUGCUAUUGAAAGAAAUGGCACAACCAUUAAUGGAAAUUCGUAAUUUUGCUAUGAGCACAGAUGGUCAAGUGAUUCUUGAAAUGCAGGAUGAUCUAUCAAUUUCAGAUCGCACAAAGUUGUUGGUUAGACCAUUGGUUGACUUAUGUGUAUGUGCCACGAAUAUUGAUCCCAAUGUAAUCGAACCGGAAGCAACUCACGAGGAUAUCUCGGAAAUGGAAACCAUCACCGACAUCGAAGAUUAUCCUAAAGAAAAAGAUUCGGACAUUUUCCAGAGUGAAUUGACAUCUAGUCUAAUCAAUCUGGGCCAAUCUAUAAAUGCUGUUGAAAUCAAAACAGUCGAACUGAUGCCAGCAACGAGACAAUUCGCAGUUUUGUCGAAACCUUUGAACGAGGUAAAAAAUGCCAUCGAAUCAUCGCAAAAUGUCAACGAACCAGUUGACUGUGAAACAAUUGCACAAAUAUUGUAUAAUUUACGCGAGAAUUUGGCCAGCAUUAAUCCAGAACUAUCGACAGAAUGUCCACCAGAAUUGGUUCAAAUCAAUUCAGAAUUGUUGGUUUUGGAGAAACGUUUGAAUGAUGCACUUCAAAGCAUUGAAGAUGUAAGCCGAUCGCCCACUGAGGCAGUCAUUGCGCAUAUUCAAACGCCUAUUGAAAGCGUGCAACAAUGCCAGCGACUCAUCAAGAACAUCGAAAUCACCACACAAAAUGACAAGAUCGAGCAAGUAGAAAAACCACUGAAUGCACUCGAAACUAGCUUUCAAUGUUUAGGUGGAUUUAUUGCUGCAAAUCCACUGCAACACAUUUCACGCAGUGCCAAUGAGAUUCAAUCUUUUAUUGCCGAAUUACAACAUAUUGAGUCACAACUAUUCUUCGCCCAAGAAACAUUUUCUGCCGAUCUACAGAAUGCACAAAUACGAGACUUCGUCGAGGCAAUCGGUGCGGUAAAAGCAGAAAUCUCUGUGGUUCAAAAUGCAAUCCAGUUUGCCGAAUUGCUUCAUCCACUUUUAAUAACGAAAGCUAUUGAUUCAAUUAGUACGCCCAUCACAAACUUAAGCGCAACAAUUGAAAACAUUUCAAAUUGGCCAAAUACCAGCCAUGAUGAGCACAACGUUUUGAAUGCACCUCAAUCAAAAGUGGAUGAGUCGCACGAUCAGAAUCAAGGUAAUCUGGAUAUAAUUGCUGGCACCGAACAAAAAAGGGACAGCGAAACUGAAAGUGGUUCAAUUGAAGCGAAAAAAGACACAAACGUUCUCCAAGUGGAAAUGGACGAUUUACUUCGGAAGUCUGAAGACAAGCGAUUAACUCCCGAUGAAGAAGAUCGAUUAAAUUCAUUGUUGGCUCGAAUAAAUUUGCUCGAUAUUAAAAUCCACCAAGAAGUCUUUGAUGCAAAAAUCAUUAACGAAAGUACAGCCAAUGUUAUUGAGCAACUGAAGGAGGACUUGGAAAUGCGUGAUGAGCUUAAAAAAAACGUCGAUUCCGGAAAUGCUUCCAGCGAAGCCGAAGAAUCCAAGCUCAAUGAAAUGGACAAUGAUGAUAUCUCACAAACACAAAUUGGCAGUGAAAUCAAUCAGGAACAACAACACCGUACAGAAACGGACAGUAUGUUACACUACGGCACAAUCGAUCCCCAACCUGAAAAUCGGGAAAAUCAAAUGGAAAAUGUACAAGCACUUAGACUGGGACACCAAUUUAACUUUAUCGACGAAACAAAUGUGUUUGAAGCUGAACUCAAGACAAAUAUUCAAGCACUCUAUAUGAAUAUCAUCGCCAUAGCGGCUGAAACGACUCACGGACCAAACAACAACCAAACACUAAGCGAAGAAGACUAUCAAUUGCUAUCGCAACCUAUUUUGUAUAUGCAGCAAGCCUUGGAUUCGAUUCAAGAAACUCAGACUGUUGAUUUACAGACCCUUACCUACCUUUUAUCAGAUUUAAAACAGUCCAUCGAAUCGUUCAGCACAGGUGACGAGGUGAAGGUCAACCAAAUUGAUUUGGUAUCAUUGGGGAAAUGUGUUAAUGAUGCGAUUAUUAGCGCUCAGGAUUUAUACAGACCACCAAUUGAAGCGGUAAUGGCACAUUUGGAGCAAACAAAUGGAAAACUUGCUGAAUGUCUGAAGACAACGUUGCAGUCAACAAGUGUCAUCAGUGAACUGCAACAGCCACUGAACGAUUUGCAGAAAAGUGUACAACAUCUGACCGAAUUUAUCGUCCAAGAUCCGCUACAAAAAACUUCAAGGAACACACCUGAUAUUCAACAGUUUAUCGCUGAACUGCAAACUAUAGAAUCGCAAUUGUUUUUCCUGCAACAAAACUGUGCGGAAUCCAAAUCAAUGCCGUUGCAUUCUGACCUUGGACAGGCUGUGCUUGAAGUGAAGAACCGAUUGUCACAUGUGCAAAACACGAUUCAAUACUCCGAAGAAAUUCAUCCAUUGCUUCUUACGAAAGCGGUGGAUUUGUUAUCGCAACCACUGGACCGUCUGAAUGAAAUAUGCGAAAAUAUUAACGUAUUUAUUGCCAAUGAAGAAAAUCUCCAAAUAAUAUCUCAUCAACCUAGGUCGGUACAAGAGGAAUGUAUUGAAAGUGUACCACAAACAGGAACUACAGCCAGCGUUCAGAAUGACAUUGAAGAAGAGCAAAAAGCCUCGCAACAAAAUGUUCUGAAGUCUGACACAGACAUCUUAUUAGAUGAAUUCCUCUUCAGUUCAAGGGAAUUAAGGAGUUGUGCCAAUAUGCUUUUAACUGGCCAAUUGUUGACAUUAAAACCAUACCAAGUCAUAUCCAGAUCACUAACACACCUUGCCAAAAUCUUAGAUACAACCCAGAAUACACCAUCUGAAAUUCAAGAUACAGCUAAUCUUCUGUGGGAUCUAAAAGAGAAACUCGAAACGAUCAAUCCAGAAAUCCUAGCGGAAGCCAAUCCAGAAAUUGCCGAAGCAGCUUAUGGUGAACUUAUGUCUUUGGAAAAGAAAUUGACCGAUACUUUGGGAUGCGUAGAAGAUAUGAAUGUGACACCGAUCGAAGCAGUUAUUACCCAUUUACAGAAGCCGAUUCGGACGAUAGAAUCGUGCUUGAAACUUGUUAAACAAACAUCUUCCAAAGCCAAUAUUAGAGAUCUAGAACGACCGCUAAAUGAAUUGAAAACAAGUAUAUGCAUACUGGGUGCAUAUAUUCUAAGAGAUCCUCUAGAGCACAUCUCGAGAAAUUCCGUGGAAAUUAGAAGUUUUAUCGCCGAACUACAAAGCAUAGAAUCGCAAUUGUACUUCAAACAGAGCGCAAUUGCACAAUCGCAUUUGGUACCAUUCCACAAAGAGCUAUCUGAUUCGAUUGCGAUGACAAAGCUUCAGAUAACAGACAUUCAAAAUGAAAUACAGUACGCAGAGACAACGCAUCCGAUUCUUAUAGCAAAAACCGCUGAUAAGCUAUGCAAACCACUAGAGUUGUUGCACAUGAUUAUCGAAAAUAUACACCAAAUAAUGGGUGAGGAUGAAACAAUUGAAGAACAUAAAUCUGAUGCGGAUUCAACUCAGGAUAAAACCAAAUUUUCUAUUGCCAAGCAAUCCGAAAAUGAACAUGUUGACGAGCUGCUACAAACAGUUGAAUAUAUUGAAGCUGAAAAGCAACAACAAGAAGCAGAUAUAAGCGAGCAAGACGAACUGAAUGUCAUAGCUAAUCAGCAAACAGCCAUUAUUGAUGCACGAGAUGAAUUAAGAAGCUGUUCAAUAAGUGAAGCCGAAAUAGAUGACAAAUUACAAUAUUCAGAUCGAGAUGAAGUUGUAGAUGAAGAGGUAUUUGUUAGUGAAGAAGAACAAGGAAUGAUCAAAAAUAUCAUACAAGCUUCUAAGGAACAAGUCGCUGUUGUCGAAGAAGAGAAGCAACAAGAAAUCUCAGUCACAGAACAAGAACAAGUCCAACAAUUGAAACAGGCCGAAAUCGAAGGCGUGGCUGAGACUUCUGAGGGUGUUGAACAAUUGGCCAAAGAGGAAUUGGGCGUAACUGCUGAAGUCUCCAAGGAAGACGAACUCUCGCAAGCUAGUAAGGAACAAGUCGCUGUUGUCGAAGAAGAGAAGCAACAAGAAAUCUCAAUCGCAGAACAAGAACAAGAACAAGUCCAACAAUUGAAACAGGCCGAAAUCGAAGAAGAGAAGCAACAAGAAAUCUCAAUCACAGAACAAGAACAAGAACAAGUCCAACAAUUGAAACAGGCCGAAAUCGAAGGCGUGGCUGAGGCUUCUGAAGGUGUCGAACAAUUGGCCAAAGAGGAACUGGGCGUAACUGCUGAAGUCUCCAAGGAAGACGAACUCUCACAAGCUAGUAAGGAACAAGUUGCUGUUAUCGAAGAAGAGAAGCAACAAGAAAUCUCAAUCACAGAACAAGAACAAGUCCAACAAUUGAAACAGGCCGAAAUGGAAGGCGUGGCUGAGACUUCUGAGGGUGUCGAACAAUUGGCCAAAGAGGAAUUGAGCGUAACUGCUGAAAUCUCCAAGGAAGAAGAACUCUCGCAAGCUAGUCAGGAACAAGUCGCUGUUGUCGAAGAAGAGAAGCAACAAGAAAUCUCAAUCACAGAACAAGAACAAGUCCAACAAUUGAAACAGGCCGAAAUCGAAGGCGUGGCUGAGACUUCUGAGGGUGUUGAGCAGUUGACCAAAGAGGAAUUGGGCGUAACUGCUGAAGUCUCCAAGGAAGACGAACUCUCGCAAGCUAGUCAGGAACAAGUCGCUGUUGUCGAAGAAGAGAAGCAACAAGAAAUCUCAAUCACAGAACAAGAACAAGUCCAAAAAUUGAAACAGGCCGAAAUCGAAGGCGUGGCUGAGACUUCUGAGGGUGUCGAACAAUUGGCCAAAGAGGAAUUGGGCGUAACUGCUGAAAUCUCCAAGGAAGAAGAACUCUUGCAAGCUAGUCAGGAACAAGUCGCUGCCGAAAUCGAAGGCGUGGCUGAGACUUCUGAGGGUGUCGAACAAUUGGCCAAAGAGGAAUUGAGCGUAACUGCUGAAAUCUCCAAGGAAGACGAACUCUCACAAGCUAGUAGGGAACAAGUCGCUUUUGUCGGAGAAGAGAAACAGAGGAGGCAAAAUGAAUUAUCUGAAGAAGAUAUUUUGUUCGAGAAGCAUAUGCAAAAUUCCAUUGCUAGUGUGGUGGAAUGUAUAUCAUCCUGCAUUGAUUUGGUGUACAAUUUACCCAAGAGUUGCUGUAUACUCCUAAAUUCUUGUGAUAAAGAUAUUCUGUUGAAUAUCAUACCAAUAAUUAAGCGACUCAAAAAGUGUGCGAAUGACGUCAGCACUGGCGAUGUAUUACUACAGUCAAAUUUUGUCACCAAUUUUACUUUAUAUAUCUCGGACACUAAGCCUCUAGUAAAGAAUCUUGUUGCAGUUAAUUCCAAGGGCAAUGCUUCGUAUGAAAUUCAACAAAUCUUGUUGUCUGUAAAAGAGCUUAACACGUUUUGUGGUAAUCUUCGUAGAGAUUUGAAGUCUGACCAUACUCUGCAAAAGCUGAAGGCUGUGAAAAAUAUAUCUGAGCUAUUAGUAAACUUGAAAAAUUUGAAUGUACUGCUUGGUGUAUUGAGUGGUAUGACUCCAGAAAUUGUUGACACAAUAGAAGAUGUCAUGCUAUUUGAUGACCGUCUAGGGGUCACAAAUAUAAAAUCGGAUGAGCAAGCAGAUCAAGACAUAAUAGAAGUGGCACCUGAACGACCACAGCGCAAGACAAAGGGUGAAAAGGCACUUUCAGCAGAUUUGGAAUUAAAUGUUCAAAAAGGCAGUGAAUCAGAGGAAACCCAAUCAAUCAUUUCAUCGUCUGACUUGAUUCCUUCUACUGCAAGUACAGAAACAUGCAAUAUUGGUACUUCAGAAAAAAACUUACAGGACUUUAACAAAGUUGGAGUGGAUAUCGUUCCAGUUUGUCAAUCGCAGUCAGAAGAAAAACCAAUGCUUCCAAAGAGGGCUUCGAAAAAAUCUCCAGAAGAGGAGAGGAAGAGUGAUAUCAAUGAAUUGAGUAAGAAUGAAGGUACAAGUGAAGCCAGUGACAGCAUCCCAGAAAAACCUAAACGAUCAAAAGACGGAAAGAAACGAAAAACGCUUCAAUCCGAAACGACUGAAAACUUGGAUACGUUUGACAGUAUGGAGUCUAAGUUAACUGAAAAGAAGACUUAUGAACAUCUGACGAACGAUCCAUCUGAAACUAAGCAAACAGAAACUUCGAUUGAAACGGCUAUUCCAAAAGAAAUGGAAGAACAAAAAACAAGCACACCAGCUGAAUUGAAGCCCGAGAAAAGCGAUCAAAAACCAGAUGUUAUAUCCAGACGUAAGUCUUUCAAGAGUUUGGGAAUAGAAAAAAUUGCCACAACAGCCAAUCAAGAAAAUGCAGAAAAUUUAACUAGCAACGAAUCAACGGAAGAGCCGCAGACAUCCGAACAAAGUGAAGAAAGUAUUCCGCAGGUCGACAGUGUUGGAAAUGAUAAGAAAAAGAUGAGUGGCAUCGAUCAAGUAGCACCUAGUGAGGAACAAGUCGACAUUAAAGAAGAUAUCAAAAUAAAAAAAGAGAAAGUCUCAAAGGAUACCAAACAACAAGAUACUACAGAUACAAAGGAAGUUUCAGAAGUAAAGAAACCGGAACGCAAACUAAGCGAUGAUAAAAAGGAAAGGCGAAAGAAAUCAACUCGGUCUGUUGAAGGAUCGCCACCCAAAGAAAGUGAAGAGGAUGAAAAGAAAUUGAGUGAAAUGCCGAUCGUAGCCGCAGUUGAGUCAACCAAUGAUGAUAAUAAGUCUGAUAAAAAGAAAUCACCCAACGAACACACUCAAACUACUGAAGAAUGGCAAAAAGAAAAUGUUGAAGAUGACAGGACGCAGGUCAACACUAUAGCAUUCGAAAAAGAACCAGAAGCUAUAGAUUCCAAAACAACCGACUCUGCACAAAUUGAAAUUGAAAAAACUUCAAUUCCAGACAAACAACUGGAUGACCGUGAACCAAAACAGAUGAAAUCACGAAAACCUUCGAUAGAAGACCGAAAAUCAAAGCGUGAAAAGUCAACAAUUGACGAGAAAAAAACCGAAAAAGAUACAUUAGUGGAAAAAGCAAAGUCAUCAAAGGAUGCCGUUGAGUCUCAACAUGUCAAAGAACAAACAGAAAAUCAUAUUGAAACCAAAGCUGAAAAAAUAUCAAUAGAUGGUAUUGCAUCUCAAACAGCUAAAGAAAAUGAGACUUGCAUAUCAGAACCAGAUCAAGUGGUAGUUUUCAGUGGUGACAAAUCAACAGAAGUUGAAAAGGGUGAAAUUGAAAAACCGGUCGAAAGCAAACCUGAUGAAUCUCAAAAGAAAAAGAAAAAAUCAGAGCGUAAAUUGAGUGAUGAUAAAAAGAAAAAUCGAAGGAGAUCGUCUCGGUCUGAUGAGGGAUCACCACCCAAAGAGUCGAAAGACCAUAAAACACUUCAGGCUGAGCAAAGUCAUAAUGAAACCAAGAUUGAAGAGCCAAAACCACAGACUGAAGUCUUAUCGGAAAAACUACAAAUUAACGAAGAUCAAACAACGGGACAAAUCGAAAUAAAUAAAAUUGAUACAAAUAAGCAUUCGUUCAUACCCGAAAAUGGCCAAAGUGAUUCGAAGGAAUGUAAGAAACUCGAACGAAAAUUGAGCAGUGAAAAGGAGAAAAAGAGCCGAAUGUCACUUAGAAAGGAAAGUAAAGAAGCCACUACAACAUUGACCAAUGAAGAUGUGCCUUCUUCCCCAAGCGAAGAAGGAUUGAAACGAUUUGAUGUAGCAUACGCACAAAAUAUUGAUGAAAAGGCCACUCUGGAUCAAAUCGAAAGCGAAAAGGCGACAAUUAGUUCAGGCAAAAUGUCCAAAAACUCGGUUGAUUUGGCAAGAGAAGGCAUUGAAAACAACAAGUUCGGCGAUGAAGAAGCGCUGAGCAAGUCAGACCUGCAGGAAAAUCAGCAAAUACCAACACCAACGUCAAGAACACGAAAAAAGCCACCUAUUAUUGAGCGACCAAUAUUUGAAAGUCAAUUAACAAAUCGUAAUGUAUCAUACGGAUCAUCUACAAAGCUGACAUGCAGCUACACUGGUAUAAAAGUCCGCGUUCAAUGGCUUAAAAAUGGUGCAUUGCUGAAACCAAGUGAUAAAUUACUCAUCAACACCGCACAAGAUGGGAUCACCAGCUUACGUAUAAAUGGUGUAAACUCAACAGAUGCCGGACAAUAUACGUGUAUUCUAUCGAAUUCACACGGUGAAUGUGAAUCAAAUGCAAUAAUCACAGUGUUCGAGCCACCAGAGGAGAUUUUUGAACCGCCAAAGAGAGAGCGAAGACGGAACUCCGCGAAAUCAGCCCAAAGCCAAGUAGAGCCGAUUGAAGAGCAGACCAAAGUUGAAUCACAUGUGAAAACAAUACGAAGACCAUUCAUUGAAACCCGACUACGUAGCCAAACGGCUGACUUAGGAUCGAAUGUUCAGCUAAUGUGUAGCUUCACCGAUCACCAAAUCAAUCAAUGGCCGACUACCAAAUGGCAACACAACAGAUAUGAUAUUCGAGCCGAUGGAACUAAAUAUAAAAUUAGCGAGUCUGAAGGAUUUGCAUACUUGAGUAUUUUGAAUAUAGAAAAAGAAGACAGUGGUGAAUACAAAUGUGUCGUAAUGAACGCAGCUGGACAGACUGAAUCAAUGUGUGACAUCAAAAUCCAUGAUGAUGGGUCGUCGAAAACGAAUGAGCAAUUGAAACGAAAAGCGAAAAAGGAUGAACAAAAUUACCUAAAAGCAUCAGCAAAAACUGCACCGCAAUCGUCCGUCACUUUAAGUAAAAUCAAAGAAUCAUUUGCAUCACAUUCGAACCAACUCACUCUCGAGUGUCAGGCCAAUAGUUCACAAUACAUAAGUUCAUCGUCGAUAAAAUGGUUCAAAAAUGGUAUUCUCAUCGAUCAUGUGUCGAGUGGAAGAUACUCGAUGAUUCAACAAAAUGGUUUGAUUCGUUUGUCAAUUGCAAACCCCAAUGAGACUGAUUCUGGUGAAUACAAGUGUGAAAUCGGAUUGCUUGGCCAACCAAUAUGCUCGGUGUUACAGAAUGUUAGCGUGAAACCAUCGAUUGUAUCUCCAGUCCCAGAAGAGCGGCGAAAGCAUCGUCAAUGUCCGGAACGUGCUACCCAAAAGCAUUUAACACGCGAGCAUGGUGAAAAACAUGCACCACCUGUGGCUUUGGCUUCAUUUAUGAAAAACCUUACAGUUGAGGAAGGUAAUCGUGCGAAAUUCGUGUGCAGUAUCAUUGGACAAGUGGAUACAGUUGAAUGGUUCAAGGAUGAUGUUCGUUUGCAAAAUGAAUUGGAUUCGCAUGGAUGUUCCCGGUAUCGAUUUACCAUCUCAGAUGCAACAGUUGGAUUGGAAAUUCAAGAUGUUGUCCCGAGUGAUUCCGGUUUCUACACGUGUACAAUAAAUGGCCGUCGAAAUAGUGUUACAUCCAGCUCAAAAUUGACCGUUUAUGAAGCAUAUAAAUCACGCAAAAAAUCACUCACAUACGAUCGCCCGCCGAUGCCAUCAUCACUAACUGAAUUCAUACCAAAAGAUACAUCAUCAAAGCAUUUGGACCAUUCGUUUGAACGACUUAUUCGUAGUAGCCGAGCACGAAGUCCAUUGCGUCGUGAAUUUAAAACGUCUCAUCGUGAAACAUAUUUGCCGAUUCGUGACACAUCCUCAAUUACAAUUCGGGAUAAUUUACCCAUAACGAUGCCAUAUCGAUCGAAAUCAUAUCACGGCCAAUUAAAUCGUGUUACCCAUUUGACAAUUCUGAGCCAUUCCGAUGAUCCCAGAACUGAUUUCCGAAGUGUUCGUUCGUUAUCCCGUAGUGCAAACAAUCUCGGGUCUAGUAGUAAUUUACGAAAUAGUCUGACAAGUAUCCAAUCAUCAUAUGUGAAUUCAUAUUUACGGCAUCAUAGCCAUCAUAAUCACCAUGUUAUACCUCGAACUCCUGUACAAAUAAACAAUCGAAGCCGUUUCCGUGUACGAAAUGCCUACAAGGCAUACCGAAGUUGCAGUGCGAAUCGACUUGAUGAUCGUGACUAUUAUACGCUAGGUAGUGUUCGAUCUUACACACCUGGCGCAAGAUCGCCGUUUACUACUGUCCCACAAUAUUCGUCCAAAGAUUUUCUAUCAACGACCACAUUUUCCAAAUCACUUUCUGAUAUACGAACUAUUCCGUCACGAAUAAGUAACGAACCACUACGGCCGUUUUUACAUGAAAGCUUUUCAACUCGAAGCUUCGCCGACAGUUCUGAGUUGGCCAGUCAUAUCUUAAAUCCAGACAUGUAUGUGCGUUGGUUGAAAAAUAAAUGGGGCAUUGAAGAUAGACUCCGUCGGGAACGCAGUGUAUCAAUGCGGUCAUUCAAUGAUGAGUAUGCACGUUCUCGCAAGAGUUAUUUCCGUGAGAGCUCUUACCCAUCGCGAAUAAAUUUUUCGCGUGAUUCGCGGCAACGUUCACCUUUCCCAUACUUUUCGAAAACAAUUAAAGACACGUAUAAUCUAAUUGCAAAUGAGCUGGUGGUGGAGUGCCGUGUACGUGGAGAGCCUCAACCAACGAUUACAUGGACCAAAGAUGGUAAUUUCAUCGAUUUGAACGAUAAAUAUCAACAAAUUGAUCAGCCUGAUGGUGUGUGCCGUCUCGUAAUUUACACUCCCGACGAAAAGGAUAGUGGCUUGUAUGUGUGCAAAGCUGAAAAUUCGGCAGGAAGUGACAGUACGUCACAUAAUGUCGUAUUCGAUGGAAAAAAUUCCUAUAUCAACGAAAAAACACACGGCUACUUCCAUCGUGAUCCAAAUAAACCACAAUUCCAAAAUCAAUUGGGCAAUCACUUGGUCACAGCUGGUGGUACAAUCGCGUUGCAGGCUGAAAUCAUCAAUGAACCAUCCGAAGUACGUUGGCUGUGUGAAAAAGUACCAAUUGUUUUGGGUGAAAAAGUACGCAGCAUAUACGACCAUGGUAUUUAUACUCUGAUCAUAUCCGAGGCGAAUAAGGAACAGUCGGGCACAUAUACGUGUCAAGCGAUAAAUGCCUUUGGAAAAACGGAAUUACAGGCUCAUGUUCACAUUGUUGGACCGUCAGUUAAAGGUGGCAAAUGUCCAUUGUUCUUAUCACGACCAGACAAUGAAAUGAAAAUUCAAACGGGCGAUCCAUUCUCAUUCUCGUUCCGACUUAUCGGAGAUCCAAAACCAAAAUUGAUUCUCUUGAAAGGAAUACGUGACAUUACGCAAAAUGAUCGCACAUUAAAGGAGGCUCAUGACGAUUUCAUUCGAUUCAGUGUGCAAAAUUCAAAACCAAACGACUCGGGCACCUACUGCAUUGUAGCUCGAAAUCAACAUGGAACUGAUCGUGCAUUUGUCACCAUAACGGUUAAAGAAAGGGCUCGAUCUGUUAUACCAGUGAGAUCAAAUUGGUUAAACGUUAGCGAUGAAUACUCGGAUGUCUCUUCAUAUCUCAAAAAUCCACCGGCUGCAAUAUCAUCUGAACCAAUAGUAAUCGACAAUGGUAAGACGCAUUUAUCUAUAUCGUGGCAAAAACCAAUUAAUGUUGAUGCUGCACCCGUUAUUGCUUACCGCGUUGAAGCUUGGUUGAUAGGCGCUGAAGGUGGCGCACGAUGGCAAGAGCUUGGCAUUACACCAAUAAAUUGCUUUGAUGCAUUCAAUUUGAAAGCGGGUGCACAAUACCAUUUCCGAGUCACUCCACGGAACCGCUAUGGCUGGGGCCAUUCAGUACAAACGUCAAGUCCAAUUACGGUCGGAGCAUUUGCUACACUACCAGAAUUCACAAAAAUUCUACCAGGACAAAUAAAAGUACUAUUGGGCCAAGACUUUUUCUUUUUAGAAUGCAUUUAUAAAGGCAAACCAAAACCUCACAUUGUAUGGUACAAAGACGAAAUACCCCUGGAUCAGAAUGAUGAACGAAUCACAAUGAGAAUCUUGGGCACAUCAACGUGUCGCUUAGAAAUACGAGAUGUGCAAUCAAGUGAUUCGGGUCGAUACACUUGCGAGGCGACCAACACUCAAGGUCGAGUUUCGACAUUUGCCCGACUGCAAGCUGUGGCCAACUAUAGAAUUUAUGAAGUGGACAAUAAGCUAAAGCAAAGGAUUAAUGGUGAAACGGAUAUUACGGAAGAUACCUUACCACAAUUUGCAAUGAGACUGCGUGAUCGACGCAUACAAAGUUCAUAUCCAGUGCGAUUGAGCUGUCAAGCGGUUGGAUUACCUGUGCCUGAAAUCACGUGGUUUAAGGAUAACCAACAGCUUACAACUAGCGAGCGAUACGUAAUUUUGAAUGAAGACACAUUUAGUACCUUGGAAAUAAUGCGUGCAACUCUUGACGAUAGUGGAACUUAUACGGCAACCGCAACGAAUGAACAUGGGCAAAUAUCUUGUCACUGUAGUUUGAUCGUUGAUAAGGGCAUUCGAGCUUAUAUCGCCCCGGAAUUCUUAGGCUCCCUAGAACCAGAUUACAAUGUCAAAUAUGGACAUGAAAUCAGAUUGUGUGCACAAAUCGAAGCAUAUCCAACAGUUGGUGUAAAUUGGUAUCGAAAUGGGGCGAAAAUACGACCAAGCCGUCGGAUUGUGCCUACGCUCGACGACGAUGGAUUUGUGGAAUUAGUCAUAUCGAAUGCGACAUUCGACGAUGCUGGUGCCUAUCGUUGCGUCGCAACUAAUGUCGUUGGAAAGGCGGAGAGUACGUGCAAUGUAACUAUUGACACUUGUGAUAGUAUGAUCAUUCCAAGCAUUUGCGAACCAAAUAUAAUGCCAUACUCGAAAGAACCGAUGUUCAUAAAAAAACCACGAUCGUUCGAAGCAUUUGAAGGAGACACGGUGAUGAUUGAUUGCGAGAUACUAGCUGAUUCUGAUCAAAAAGUAGAAGUAGUGUGGCUGCGCGAUUUUCUAAAGCCUGAAUAUUAUAAGGAUGCUCCACAUUUUCGCCGCAUUGGUGAUGGACCGUCAUAUUGUCUAGAGAUACCACGUGCUAAAUUGGACUACACUGGCACCUAUACAGUCGUUGCAAGCAACUGUUAUGGUAGCACUAAAGCCAUAAUUUCCUUACAAAUUUAUGCAAAGGACUUAAAUAACGCUAUGGACAAAACGAAAAAUAUAACACACGGAAACAUUGAAACGUUACCAAUAUUCAAGCGACAACUCAAAGAUGUUCGUUGCUGCGAUGGCGAUAGCGUCCGAUUGGAAUGUCAUGUCGAAUCCACACCAGCACCAAAUAUCUAUUGGGAAAAGGACGGUAAAAAGUUGCAGCAAAUUAGUGACGAUUUCAGUAUGUCAUAUGAUGUUGGCGGACGUGCCAUAUUGUCAAUAAAACGUGUUUAUCCGGAGGAUGAAGGCGAAUAUAAGUGUGUUGCAUCGAAUAGCAUUGGCAAAACUUUUUCAUUAGCUUGCAUCAUUGUUGAUGUGGCGGAAGAAAAAGAGAAUUUAUUAAGUCGUCAGCUAACAAGACCGAGUGGUUUUCUAUCUGCAAAUUCGACUCCACUAUCUACACCACGAGCAACGCCUAUCCGAAGUAUGUCACCAAUGUCGAUGACGAUGUCCUAUCGGUCCUCAAAUAUGAAUGUGGCACAACAACGACACAACAAGUUUAUGUCACCGAAAUUCUAUGCAGUGCCACACAGUCGGGUGGCAGAAGAGGGUGAAACAGUGCAAUUUCAAUGUGCUAUCGCUGGCCACCCAACACCCUGGUCAACAUGGGAUCAAGAUGGUCAAAUCGUCACACCCACCACACGGAUUACAAUCAAAGAACGCGACGAUCUACGAAUUUUGGAGAUUGAUGAAGUAACACACGAAGACGCGGGCCUGUAUCGCAUUACACUGGAAAAUGAGUAUGGACGCAUUGAGGCAACUGCUCGUCUUGAUAUCAUUGGUACUGGAAGAAGUGCAGCUGGACGUGGUAUACGAACCGGAUCGUCGCCUAGACGCAAUAUUAGCGUUUCACGGCGCCUAAUGGGCAGCUCAACUCGGAUCGGUGGUAGACUCGCAUUGGCUGCCAAUUUCCGGGGCACAUCCGCUCCAGCACGAAAAUUCUAUAACAAUGGCAAUGACGUCAAUUUGGAUGAUCCACGCAUCAAAAUAACCGAAAAUGAUGCAAAUAUAAACUUGACCAUUGACAAUGUACAAUCGAAAGAUGAAGGCAUUUACACGUGCAUAGCUGAGAACGAGUUCAGUAUUGCCGCCUCUUCAGUAUAUGUGACAUUAUUCCAGGAUGAAAGUGAAAUUGUGAAGCAAGCCCCGGAAAUUGUUCGAUCACUUGAAUCAAUUCAAAUCGUCGAAAGUGGUCAACAUUUAGAUUUGACUUGUCAAGUGCAGAGUUUCACACCAUUUGAGGUGCAAUGGAAAUAUAAUUCAAAAAUGAUUCUAGCCAAUAUGGAAGAAUAUCGUUUAAUCGACCAUGGUGAUGGAUUGAUUGCGUUACGCAUUUUAAAUCCACUGGCGAUUGAUUCAGGUUUUUAUACAUGCAUGGUUGCAUCGGAAUAUGGAUGCUGUUCAACGUCAUGUGAAGUCACAAUCAAAGAAGCUGAGGAAGUUGUGCGUGAAACAAUUCCAAUAUUUAUUGAUGAACCCGUGCCGGUUGUUGCGAUGCACGGUUCAGUCGUAUCGUUUUGCGCUCGAGUUUCGCCAUCAUCGUCCAAAGUCAAAUGGUUUGUUUGCGGACGCGAAAUUACAGAAAGUUCACGUGGUACAAUCAUCGAGAGCAAUGAUGACGGCUUAAAAAAUCUCCAUAUUCUUGGCGUUGAGCAUCGACACAGUGGUGAAAUUCAGUGUACUAUAUACAAUCCAUUGAAUCCAGGACUAGCACAACGGUCGUGCUAUACAGAUUUAGCUGUGUUACCACGGCCCAUUCAAUUGGCAAAUGUUGAUGUUGAUCCUGACACCAGCCCCUUCUUCGUCCAUUCACAGACCGUUAAUUGUGCUGAUUUGAAUCCAAACACAACGAUCACACAGCAAGCAUUUAAGCCAAUCGCCGAUAUUCCAGCUUAUUUAAUCCGUGGCCCAGACGAUUGCACAGCACUAAUUGGCGGUACAAUUUGCUUGGCGGUCUCUUAUGGUGGAUAUCCAAAACCACAAAUAAAAUGGCUACGAGCUGGCCACGUAUUGACUGAAAGUGAAGAUAUUCAAAUAAAAAUCGGCAACGGAUCGUCAAUGCUAAUAUUAACAAACGUUCAAGCAGAUCAAAGCGGUAAAUACACCGUUGAAGUUAUGAAUUUACAUAAUUGCGAUAUUGCAGCAGCUUCAGUUGCUGUUGAAAGUACACCAGAUCCGCCGAGUGGUCGGCCGUGCAUUUCGCAAGGAGUCGAUCGUGUGUCGAUCGCAUGGUGUGGGCCUCCAUAUGACGGCGGUUGCAUUAUCACUGGUUUCAUCCUUGAAGUGCAGCAGGGAGACAACGAUUGGCAAGAAUAUGCGACAAUUGUUGAUAGUUUGGCAUACACAAUCAAAGAUUUGCAACCAAACAAUGCGUAUCGAUUUCGUGUACGUGCUGAAAACAUUCACGGUCGCAGCGAACCGAGCUUAUGCAGUGAUGUUGUUGCGAUCAACGCCAAUAAUGGCUAUAGUACAAUAACGAAUGGUCUGUCGGCAAUAAAUUUGUCAAAAGAUUAUCCGGAAAACAGCGACGAUUCAGUCGAUGGAAAUGGAAUCGUUGUCCGACAGGGUGGUGACUUCAAAGCACGAUUCGUUUUGGAAGAAGAACUUGGUAAAGGUCGAUUUGGCAUUGUACAUCGGGUGGUCGAACGUGAAACUGGCCAAGUACUGGCUGCCAAAAUUGUAAAGUGUAUUAAAGCAAAGGAUAAAUUAAAGAUUCAGGAGGAAAUUUCCAUUAUGCGAGCUCUUCGCCAUCCGAAACUUCUUCAGCUAGCCGCCGCUUUUGAAACUUCCCGAGAAAUGAUCAUGGUUAUGGAAUACAUAACUGGCGGUGAAUUAUUUGAGCGCGUUGUCGCUGACGACUUUACAUUAACCGAACAUGAUUGCAUUCUAUUUAUUCGACAAAUAUGCGAAGGUGUUGAUUAUAUGCACUCGCAAUCGAUUGUACAUUUAGAUUUGAAGCCCGAAAAUAUAAUGUGUCACACACGAACGACUCACAAAAUAAAAAUUAUUGAUUUUGGAUUGGCACAACGAAUCGAAACUGACAGUCCAAUUCGUGUCAUGUUUGGCACACCGGAAUUCAUUAGUCCAGAGAUUCUAAAUUAUGAACCUAUCGGAUUUAAGUCAGAUAUGUGGAGUGUUGGCGUUAUUUGCUACGUUUUAUUAUCUGGCUUAUCGCCAUUCAUGGGUGAUUCAGAUGUCGACACUUUCGCAAAUAUUACCCGGGCCGACUAUGAUUUCGAUGACGAAGCAUUCGAUGCGGUCACUCAGAAUGCCAAAGACUUUAUUUCUAGUUUGAUGGUGCAUAGGAAAGAAGAUCGACUAUCGGCCAAACAAUGCUUGGAAUCUACAUGGUUAUCACAACAAAAUGACGAUUCGGCAAGCAAGAUACUCAUUUGUACCGAUAAGCUAAAGAAAUUCAUUAUUCGCCGCAAAUGGCAGAAAACUGGAAAUGCUAUUCGAGCCUUAGGACGUAUGGCAACUUUAUCGGCAAAUUCACGUAGAAAUUCGUCCAGUUCAAAUGUUACAAACAACAGUCCUCGGCCAUCAAUUGGUAAUGGUAGCCAUGUAACAGAGACGAUAAAACCGCCAAUGCAGCCAUUGAAUGAGGAGGAAAUUGUUUCUGAGCCAAUUCCAUUGCCACCGCCAUUCGACAUACAAAAAGUAUCGGUAGCUGAUCAACCGGAUAAUGUAAGUAGUCAAGCUCGAUCAUGUGCCGAUGUUGACUACUCUAUAAUGCCAAAUGGGCCUAAGGAAAACAAUGCGCGACUGGCAAAAGAGAAAACAUGCACAGAAAGAAGUGAUUCCGGGUUUAGUGAUUGUUCAAACAGCAGCAAUGGAAAUAUAGCUGGUAGCUACGCGCAUACUUCAUCAAACGUAACGGUAGCGCAUCCAUUGUUUGACAAAAUAAAUUUGAUAUUGGAAGAAAAAUCGAAUAGCGAACAAUUUCAACGUGAUAACACUGCAAACAAUAAUAUGAAGGAAUUUGGUGGAAAAGUAUCAGUGAACCAGCUAAAAAUUAAAUUGGAACAAAUGGCCGUGGCUCAUCAACAGGAGAGCAACACUUUUGACAUCAAUAGAAAAGUAGUUAGGAAAAAACUAUCUGCCUAUGACGAAUUGAUUGAUUCAACGAUGGAAUUGAACAUCGAGCAAAAAAGAGAAACCCAACAAAUGCGCACAUCACACUCUUUUGAUUUUGAAAAUGCUGAUUUGCUGCAAGACACAGAAGAUCAGCCCAAAUCGCUACCGAUAAAAUCUGCACAAAAAUCGUUGAUGCGCUCAGCGAGCUUGCAUCAAAAGCGAAUUGUCGAGAAAGAGCCAAUUAUGAGAUCGGACUUUACAAACACCGUUAAAAUGCGAAAGAAAUCACUUGAGAGCAGUGCACUGCGCGAAAAGCAAUUGCAUUCGCAGCGCAUAUUACUUGAACCAUCAGGUAAGGUUUCGAAGUUGUUGCGUCGCUUUGAUUCACAUAAUGCGCCACCAAAUGAUGAUAACGCUGCAACCGAACCGAUUGUUCAAACUCCUGGCAUUGAUGGUACGUCGAAAGAGAUCAGAACUGAAAACAUAAACCAUGCAGAGCCAUCGAAACAGGAUGAUGAAUUCGUGGAAAUUCUCAGUACGCCAUUGGCGGCCGCACAGAAAUCGCCACCUUUGAAGCGAAAAUCACCGGCCAAAGUUGCAAAAACGAUCGUAAGUAGUUGUAGUGGUGGCAUGAAACGAACCAUUGCAAGUAAAUUUGAGUAUACUAACACUAAAACGUGUGUAACCAGCAUGGAAGUGAAAGUGUCGUCGUCGUUGUCAUCUGCUUCUUCUUCACAGCGCCAUUCGCCCACUAAAUUUACUAAUAUAUCGAAUGCGCCUAUUAAUCGUGCCACACCAAAACCCAUUCAAAAUCAAACAAGAAAUACAAUCGCAUUAAAAAAAUCUAAAAAAUCUACACCAGCUGAUACAUCAACAGCAACCACCGGUCAGCGAGCAUCCCGAAGCACAACAGCCAGCAAAACAUCCGCCUAUUCAAGUUUCAAUCGCACAUCGCCAGUACGCUUAAGCGGACGCGUUCGGGAGGUAACUGAUCGUUUGUCAACGCCGAAAGCCAUCGUCAACAUCGUGAAAACACCGUCUCCAGUUCGAGAGCGUGUAGAAACUAAAUUUCCAGCCAAACAUGAAAUGGCCAUGAAAUCGAUGAGUGGCGCUAUCAAUCAGCAAAUUGUCACGGUUACCGCUGAAACAGUUGUCGAAACCGAACAUCAAAUCGAACACACAAUUAAUGGUAAACUCGACGGAACCUUCACACUUAAGAGUAAAAUGAACGAAAACUUUCGAAAAGCAUCCGCCUUUUGGAAAGCAACUUGAUUCAAAUUCCGAAACGAAGCGACAAAUUGGUGUCCUAGUCAUUAAGCUUUUUCAAAACUUUUUAGACAAAUUGAAUCGAUCCGAAUUAUUUAUCGUAUACAAAAGUGACCCUCGGACUUAUUGUCUUUGACAAAAGUGGGACAACAGAAGAGCUGUAAAUAAAUGCGACUCAAAUGUAGGACAACAUUUUCAAGAGACGCUUCUGCGAAUGAACAUUUGUCCAAUGUCAAUAAUGUUAAAUAAUUCUAGGCGAUUCAAUUGAUUUUUUUUAAAUUUCUGACGCAAUUGGUUUUUUUUUCGUCUAACAUCCAAAAAGAAAUGACAAUAAUUUUAGAACUUUUACCAUCUAUCACAAAUCAAUCGGUAUACCAAUUCAACGACAAAUAAAAAUCUAGUAUAUUGUUCGUAAUUGAUUGUAAUGAUCGUAUAACAAUAGAGUUUUAAUCAAACAACGAAUUGUUCACCAAUUUUUUUUCGAAUUAAAUAAUUAUUAAAGUAAAAAAAAGCAAUGACAAAAAUGUAAAAAAAAAAAAAUGAAAAACCCAGAAAAUGUAUGUUUAUUUGCGUUAUUUAGGUCUUCUUUUUGAACGAUCUUGAAAUUACAAUUUUAUAGAAAAAAAGGCGAUAGUUUGGAUCCAAAAAGAACCGAUUUUUUUAAAUCCAGAUUUCCAAAAAAGAAAGAACAAGCGUUUUCGAUUGCAUUAUGGAAUUUCUAUUUGCAACUCGAUACAUAUCUGAAUGCUUGUUAUGGAAUAAGUGGUCUUCAUUAUUGCACCGUUUUCAUUCGUUUAAUUAUAAUACAAUUAUAUAAUGGCAAAACAUUAAUAUUUUCUUCUUUUUUCUCGUCUCGCAACAAUCUCUAAUUGUAUACAACCAAUUAAUUUGAUUUAAAUAAUAAAUAAAACUUUAGAAACUGCACGAUCA
Messenger RNA from Sitodiplosis mosellana (orange wheat blossom midge), 27022 nucleotides. RefSeq lists its product as uncharacterized. Lineage: Eukaryota; Metazoa; Arthropoda; Insecta; Diptera; Cecidomyiidae. Gene Ontology annotation, biological process: protein phosphorylation. The record is from RefSeq and is a predicted model, not a curated record. The coding region runs from base 761 to 26098 and encodes 8445 amino acids. Gene Ontology annotation, molecular function: ATP binding; protein binding; protein kinase activity. The transcript has 36 exons.